AUGUCGGCAGAAACCCUCGGCGCGAAUCAUACCACACAACCGCGCAAGAAGCCGAUUCGAACAUAUGGCAGACGAUCUGUCGCCGUCGCCGUCGCCAAACAUGACUCCAAACCUUCGACGCCGCGACAGCUGAGUCCCGAAGACACACCAGCACCACAGCUACCAACGCCAAGCUCACCAGCUACCGUUACUCCGUCUGCCGAAUGCCCAAAGACAAGCGCGCCCAAGUCCGGGUCGAUACUCUCCUACUUUAAGGCAAAACCCAAGACACCUGUGCCUCUCAUCAAAGCGACUACGCCCGCACCAUCUGCUGCUACGGAAGAGCUGGUAUCGACACCUCCUUCGCCGCCGCCUUCCAGCACCGGACAGAGAAAGCGCCGCAGAUUGACCACCCGUCCCACCUUCGACGAUGAAUACGACGGCGAAGACCAAGCGGGCAAGAGAACGAAAGAAAAUGGAGACGAGACACCGGGAAUGGAAAAUGGGACACCGCUCGAUACACCUUCAGCCUCACAAACCGAGACCGACUCCACGGGAACAACAACGUCAAGUUCGAAACAGCUUGCGGCCCAAAAGAAACGGCCAGCAAAGACUCCAACAAAGGAAAUGGUCCAGACCACACUGAGCCUCGCCAUUGGCGAAUCAAAACCCCAGUUCAUUGUUUGCAAAGAGUGCAGCAUGCUGUACAACCACCUAAACGACAAGGACAGAAGAGACCACAAGAGGGUGCAUGCGGCUUAUGUCCGGAGCAAAAACAAGGAAACCAAUUCGUGA
Molecule: messenger RNA, 774 nt
Organism: Sordaria macrospora k-hell
Lineage: Eukaryota; Fungi; Ascomycota; Sordariomycetes; Sordariales; Sordariaceae
Source: RefSeq, a predicted model, not a curated record